AUUUUCUCGAAGAAUCGUCGAGGUUGUAGGUGUGUUGUGUAGCUGUAUAUAAGGCGGAGGGAUUGAACUGACUGCCAUUCCAGCAUUCAGCUUCAACACUGAACACGACCGACAACUGAUCGCCGAAGCAGCGAGAGCGUCUAGCGUAUACAACGUAACUGGGCCAAAUUCUUUUGACUGGUGAGUCCACACUAAACACGAGUGACAACUGACUACCGAAGCAGCGACAGCUCUUAGCGUACAAACGUAGCUGAGCCAUAUACACUGAACUGCUUCAGCGACAUCGUUGACGAGGAGAGGAAGAAACCAAAGACGAUGUUGUUCCAUGUAGUACCCGCAGACAUGUUCAGAGAGCGUGCCGUAUAUUCAAGACCCUGCUUUUACCAGAGAAGCCCGCGUUGUCAACAGCAACAGUUGGGUAAUAUGGGAUUCCUGCAUGACAUAUUCCGUCCUCUCAUGGUGAUGUCACAAAACAACCCUAAGUCGGAAGCUGUCACGGUAGACGCCCAUGUGACACAGAAAAUGUCAGCGUGUCACACGUCGAGGUGCACAGAAGGGGAGUGUCUUACCCAGAAACGGCAGUCGGAAUCCAUAACUGCAAGCCUCGAUUUCCGCGGUUUUUCUGCAGAUGAAAUCAAAGUGAAAGUCACAGAUAACGCCAUAGUUGUGUGUGUGGCCGACAUGAUAACCCCAGCAACUCCUUCCGGGUCACAAGAAGACUUCCACUACCACCUGGUGUUGACAAAACGGGAGUUACCUGCCGAUAUGUUGACGGCAAGGUUAUCCUCGAGAUCCCUGCGUCCGCAAAACACAGUGUGGAGGACAAACCGGAGAGGCAAGAGGGUGAGAAGAAAGCUGAACACAAGGAGAAGAACCAGAUCUAACCCAGCCAGGACAAGUGACACAGAUGAUGAUGAGUACGACGACGGUGGAAUGGAAGGAGAAAAAGGAAGUUCAAGCAGCUCUUCAAGAAGGCAUGAAACACCUGUUUUCCACUAUGUUUGGUCUUCCUGUUGUUGAGAGGAAGGAGAAGAAGGAUUUGUCCAAUGGGAGUCCUGAUAAGGAGGAACAACCUGCUGAGCAGAUGACCACAGAUAAAGACACUGAGGAGCCUUUUCCGGAAGCGUACAACAAAACGGCAGCCGGGUCCUUUGACAAGCAAAUGGAUGUCGAGGAAGAGAGAAGCGAGGAAGAAAAAGAGCAGGAAGAUACCUGCCUAAUGUUGAAGUAUGACGAGAAGCCGUCUCUCAGACAUGACACUAGUGACAUUGGUUACGUGGAGGAGCAGACGACAGCUGACAGUGCUCCACCAGAGCAGACGACAGAUCAAAAUACGGAGGAGGACGAAGACGUAGAGUCACUGAUGUCAGAUGGAGAGGAAGAUGCCGAGAGUAUACUGAUCAAAGCCGACGAGAAUCUUCCCGUCUCCUCAUCAUCACAAGACUUUGAAAUUCGGUUCGAUCUGUCCAAGUACAAACCAGAAGACAUCCGGGUAGUUGUAAGAAAUGGUGACGUCAUCGUGGAAGCAGAACGCGAGAGCCAGUGUGACGGGUACAGCGAAACUGAAUCACUGCAAAGGCGCAUACGUCUCCCGGACAAAGUGGAUCUGUCUAUGUUGACGAGUAUCCUGAAUUCCGAGGGCGAGAUGACCAUUCAGGCGCCAUUCCAGUCUCAGACAAUCAGUGGGAAGGAAGACAAAACUAUUCCAGUUGUUUGGGAGUGAUUUAAGAUGAGCUUGAGAUCGAUUAAGUUCAUGAUAUAGGACUCAGUAUUCGAUGUGUUGAGGUGUUCGAUGUGUCUUUCACAUUUCUGACUCAACAUGCAUCAGGACGCAUACAUGUAUGUAUCGGUGAGUGAGUUUGGUUUUACGCCGCUUUUAGCAUUACUGCAGCAAUAUCACGGCGGGGGACACCAGAAAUAGGCUAUGUAUCAGUACAUAUAUACAGAUUUAUGGCAAGGUAUGCGUCUUGAUGUGCUGUCACUAUACAGAUAAGAACAGGAAAUACGUCCUCUGUUAUAUAAGCUGUGCUGUGAAAUUGAUGUUUAACAUUUUGUAUUUGAUCAAAUCAUAAUGUCUGUUUGAUCUCAGGAAUUGUUUAAAUCAGUUUAUUUAGUGUAACAUGAUACAUGGAGUCUACUGUCACAUCAGUUCUUUGUAAAAGUAAACAUUCUUACUGGCAUCUUCUGUACAUAAUUCAGUCAGAUUCAUCAAAACAUUUAGUUAAGCGAAAAUUACGGCAUAUUUCAAUGAUCUCCAUUUCGUUGUUGAUAAUUAUAAUUUCUAAACAAUGCAUGGGCUUUGAUUUUGAAGCUGUCGUCUGUAUUUUGUCAUAUCUUACAUUGUAUUUGUACACUACAUGCAUGAUGUUUUUUUCGAUUAAUAAAAUGACAUAAUUGUA
Molecule: messenger RNA, 2399 nt
Organism: Haliotis rubra (blacklip abalone)
Lineage: Eukaryota; Metazoa; Mollusca; Gastropoda; Lepetellida; Haliotidae
Product: cilia- and flagella-associated protein 251-like
Exons: 1
Coding region: 908-1723 (271 amino acids)
Biological process (GO): protein refolding; response to heat
Molecular function (GO): protein folding chaperone
Source: RefSeq, a predicted model, not a curated record